Messenger RNA from Saprolegnia diclina VS20, 246 nucleotides. RefSeq lists its product as hypothetical. Bases 1 to 246 code for a protein of 81 amino acids. Lineage: Eukaryota; Oomycota; Saprolegniomycetes; Saprolegniales; Saprolegniaceae. The transcript has a single exon. The record is from RefSeq and is a predicted model, not a curated record.
AUGGCGACGACGACGCUUCCGAGCACGCCGAGCGCGACCGAGCUGCAAGCCAUCGUCCAGCGCAUCACCAACCUCUCAAGCGAAGCGCUGCUGGGGCUCCUCCAGAUCAUUGCGCAGUGCGAGCCGUCGUGGCAGCUGUGGCAAAUGGACUUUGUCGACGAAAUUCAGCUCGACUUGGAGGCGAUGCAGCCAUUGACGCUGCAAGCGAUCGCCAUGUACCUCGAAACGCUCUCGUACGUCGCCUAG